Messenger RNA from Glossina fuscipes, 2849 nucleotides. Its product is annotated as FMRFamide receptor-like. The transcript is spliced from 6 exons. The record is from RefSeq and is a predicted model, not a curated record. Gene Ontology annotation, cellular component: plasma membrane. The coding region runs from base 349 to 2712 and encodes 787 amino acids. Gene Ontology annotation, biological process: neuropeptide signaling pathway. Lineage: Eukaryota; Metazoa; Arthropoda; Insecta; Diptera; Glossinidae. Gene Ontology annotation, molecular function: neuromedin U receptor activity.
UAAAUCUCUCAAUGAAAACUUAAUUUUUUAAUGAAUUCUUUCCGUUACUUCCAUCUAUUUACAGAAUGCAUUUUUAUGCAUCCCUAACAGUUUUCAGUAUGCUGAUUAAUGUGCAUAACACGACCGCAACCACAGCAACAUCAGCAACAAUUGUUGUUUGUUAUUAAUCAAGUAAUUCUUCGCUUGUAAUUUGUAGUAUGCGGUGCACACAUGUUCAACAAGCGCUAACAAUCGAGGUUAAAAAAGCAAAGAGAAGAAAAAAUAAUAAAAAAAAAAUUAAUUUAAACGAGAUUGCUCCUUGCAUUCUUUACUGCUGUGACCGUUCCGCACCGUGUGUACUGUGUGACAAUGCUGCUGUUCAACAAUGAAGGCAAUCAGAGUUUUUCUCUGGCAUCAUCGUCCCCUGGCGUCGAAGGUAUACCUGCAUCAUUAUCAUCAUCAGGCCAAUUGACCGACAACAACGUAAUCGUAAUGGCAUCGUCAGCGUCAUCUUCAUCUCGGGAUUUCGAUAAGUUUCCCUCACCGCAAAUAUUGCUAUUGCGUAGUGAAUGGUUACAACAAAACAUAAGUCAAAUGCUAAACAUCUCCAGUGAUAAUUUAACUGAUCUCAUCAAUAAUAUUCAGCUGCAGGGAGCCACGUCAACACAUUCGUCGCAGACAUCAAUGACGCUUUUGGCGACCUUAACAGUCUUUUAUACGCUUAUAUUUUUUGCUGGUAUUUUGGGCAACUUAAUAACAUGCAUUGUUAUAUCGCGCAACAAAUUUAUGCACACAGCUACCAAUUUUUAUCUCUUCAAUCUGGCGAUAUCCGAUUUAAUACUGUUGCUGUCGGGCAUGCCUCAGGACUUAUACAAUCUAUGGUAUCCCUAUUCGUAUCCUUUUACCGACAUACCAUGCGUUAUGGAAAGUGUAUUGUCCGAAACAGCUGCCAACGCGACGGUACUGACGAUAACAGCAUUUACGGUUGAACGUUAUAUAGCCAUAUGUCAUCCCUUCAGACAACAUACUAUGUCAAAACUAUCACGCGCUGUUAAAUUCAUUUUUGCCAUUUGGUUGACGGCAUUCGUUUUGGCUCUACCGCAAGCUAUGCAAUUUUCUGUGGUACCCGAGGACGGCGGGAUUGAAUGUACGAUUAACAACGAUUUCUUUGCUCAUGUUUUCGCAAUAUCGGGCUUUAUAUUUUUCGGUGGUCCGAUGACAGCCAUAUGUGUACUCUACGUAUUAAUUGGAGUGAAGCUUAAACGUAGUCGUUUAUUGCAAUCAAUGCCACGCCGUUGCCACGACGUAAACAGGGGAAUAAGUGCUCAAACCCGAGUAAUAAGAAUGUUAAUUGCCGUCGCAGUGGCAUUUUUCUUGUGUUGGGCUCCAUUUCAUGCUCAGCGAUUAAUGGCUGUUUAUGGUUCAUUAUCGGGCAUCGAUUCGGAUGUCUUCAAUACCGUGUUCCAUAUAUUGAAUCUUACGUCAGGUGUGUUGUACUUCUUGUCGACUUGUAUAAAUCCUUUGCUGUACAACAUCAUGAGCCACAAAUUUCGCGAAGCGUUCAAGGUGACGCUGGCUCGUCAUUUUCUGUCCAAUAAAUAUCAAAGUCAACACCAUAAUUACAGUGCUCUAUUAAAGCAGAACGGUUCGCUGCGUCUGCAUCAUACAACGGUGAAUAAUAAUGCUCUCGAGCACUAUAGUUCAUUCCGUAUAAUGCAAUUGCAUUGUCGUGACCCAAGCCACCAUCUUUCUCUACAGGAUAGUAUACGCACCACUACAACAACAACAACUAUAAACAGUACCAGCAGCGGUGGAGGAUCAGGAGGGGGAAGUAAAUAUAAUCACCAUCACCAAAGCUCUGUGUCGAACAGUUGUAGAUCUUUAUCGCGUUAUAACCGAUGCGCAGGCUCGCAAUCAACCCUGAUGGGCCGAGAUGAGGUCAACAACUCGUCGUUGCCUGCAGUACCAGUGCCAAGUCACCAAAAUCAUCGUCUGUUGCAAACGCAAAUUUCUCAACUCUCGUCAAUGGGUGAUGCGAACUCCCUGCUCGAAUCCGAGAUAUCUAAUACGGGAGUACGUCAUUGUCAAUCCAAUUGUCCGUUAAAGAAAAUGCGGCGACAAAAAUCUCACGAUUACCACUCGGAAGAUGCAAUCAUACAGGCUCCUUCUGGCAGUGGCACCAGCAACUCGAAACGAUUGUGGCGAGAGACGCACAGGCACUACGCCUCAAUGCCGCUGCAUGAGACCGAAUUUUAUGGAAAAUCUUUAGCUCCAGUUGCACCGCUAGCACCACAUAUAGUGAACGCGACAUUGGUAGCCACUCAGCCUAUAAAACCGAUAAAUUCAGUAGCUGAACUAAGUCUCGAUAGACCGACUCGUUCACGUCUCAAAUUGACGCGCAUUGUCAGCCGCAGACAGCACGAUACCUUGCCCUUGCAAAUCAACUCUAAGGUAGAACUAAUGACUCACCCGAGUAAGAAGAAGUCUUCACUUAAAACGUUGGCUAAGAAAUUUAAAUGGCACAGCCGCAAAAAAGUGAAUCGCAAGCGGGAAACCAUAAAAUGCACGAACGUAACCGAUCACUCGUUGCAAUUACAAUUUGGAGAAGAGCCCACCACCACAGCGUUAAGAAAAGUCAUUCCGACCCAUAAAGAUAUCAAUUUGGUAGAGGUAGACUUAACAACUCUUAACAACUCCAAUAUGUCCGUGAAAGAAUCACCGAAUAAUUUAUGACGACAUUUGAAAGAUGAGUCAACAAUCCGUGUAAAGCAAUCGCAAGAUGAUAACGAGUAUGAAUUAAGCGAUUUUAAGCGAUGAUAUACAAAAAGACUCUAAAUCCAAAUGCGGCAAACAAAGGCAAUGGUUGUGCU